GCGGGUCAGCUAGACAAAGCAUGCUCAUGAUUUAUUCAUUCUUUAAUGUUGAAAAUUGAUGAAAUGGAAAAUGAUAGUUACCGAUAUGAUUCCCUCAAUAGAAUCCUCCCUUUCGACGAAGAUGACGAGGGCUACCUUGUACCAUACAAUUACAAAGAUUCGGUUAAAGAGUCGAAAAUGGGGGAAUGUGAUUUCUUAACUCCGCAGAGAAGUCCAGCACUUUCAGAGAAAAAGAUGAGUAUGAAUAAAUAUUUCUCGAAGGAUAGUAUUUUUCGGUCAGAUGAUGAGAAUGAUGACAUGGAAUAUUUAAACAAUGAGUCAAACUCUCCAUCACCUCACCAAUCUUUCACUUCCGAGGAUCAACAGAAAUUCGACUUACCUAUGUUUGAUGAAGAAGAGGGAAAACAGUCUAAAACUUCAAAAAACAAAGUCGAAAACAUAAAAAUUGACUGUGAGAUGGAUGAAAUCAACAACAAAACAACUGUUCUUCCCACCAGAUCAAAAAAUCAAAAUAAAAUAUGCACUCGCGCUUUUAAUUUUGCGAAAGAAGUCUACAGAGAGCUUCGGUCUGUUGUCAGUCCAGAUAUGAAGAGGGACAGUCAAUGUCCUCUUUUAUUGGUGUCCACUUUCCGUGUUCCAGAUGGAUGCGCCAAUGUAUCUUCUAUAACAAAAUAUGACAAUGGUCAAUGCUGGGUUGCUGCUGACCAUUCCGAGGGCAUACUAUUAUAUGAUAAAGACGGAAAUUUGGUAGAUUUCGUAAAUGUUGGGUGUCAUGUAGACUCUCUUACAACCGACAGAUAUGGAAAUGUGUUUAUGUCUUGUCCAGAUUUAAAACAGGUUCAAGUUGUCGAUCGAAACCGCCAUGUAACAACAUUUUUGAAUAUGACUAAAUAUCCACGUGGAAUCGCAUACAUGGAGACGAGCGAGUCAAUCAUAGUGUGCAGAAACAAGAAGAAAGAUGCCAAUGAUCUGGCAGCAGCUGCAUCCAAUUCUGUAAAGAAAUAUGGCAUUUAUGAGCCUAACAUAAGAGAGGAAAUUGACGCAAAGUUCGGUUGUCCUCUUCAAGUUUGUGUGAACGUAAACGACGAUUGUGUGAUCUCAGACUUUGCUAAUUGUUCAAUUAUUGUCAUAAACCCCCGUGGAGAAACGCGAUUCUCCUUUAAACCAUCCAAAGAUUUCCCCAUCCUCAAUAUACACUCCAUUUGCUGCGAUACAGAUGGAAACAUCUAUAUCUUUUCGAACGGCACACCGAAUGUAUGUAUAUUGGAACCCGACGGUAAUUUAAGGGACAUGCUUUCUUGUCCAGAUCUGUAUAAUGAGAUCGUUUUUGCGGCGGUUUUCGAUACGGAUGGGUAUUUAUGGCUGGGUUGUUUGGAUGGGUCAAUCAAAAUCUUUCAACUGAUACCAAUUAAGUAAAACGAAGGUUAAUCAUUUAUUAAGUAAUUGGCAAGAAAACUUCCGCUAAAAUCGUGGAAUUCAUUGUUUAACUUCUCCACAUGGUAUUUCAUUCUUAAUGUUUCAAUUAAAACUUGUAUCAAAUAUGUUUUUAUUGUAUAUUGAAUAUAUUCUGUGUGACGGCUGUCAGUUUAGAUGAGUGAAUAAUACAUAAUUUAAACUUGAUGGCAUUAUGGUAAUAAAGAACUUAUUCUGGGUGUUGUUUAAGUAAGUAUAUGUAAAACAUAUUCCAACGACUUUUCGAAUAUUCGCCAAGUUAUUUAGGUAUCAAACAAAAGUGGUUCAUAAAAUCCUGUUUGCUAGGUUUGUAAAACAAUAUCCUUGGUUAAGAUUAAUUACUUUAAUAAACUUAAAUUAUUUUUGAUUUUCUAAACUACACCGUAGGACGUAGCUUCCCUCUUUUGUA
Messenger RNA from Magallana angulata, 1861 nucleotides. RefSeq lists its product as uncharacterized. The transcript is spliced from 2 exons. The record is from RefSeq and is a predicted model, not a curated record. The coding region runs from base 46 to 1416 and encodes 456 amino acids. NCBI's taxonomy places the organism in Eukaryota, Metazoa, Mollusca, Bivalvia, Ostreida, Ostreidae.